Histoplasma capsulatum G186AR is the source of this 1122-nucleotide messenger RNA. RefSeq names its product ketoreductase. Bases 1 to 1122 code for a protein of 373 amino acids. NCBI's taxonomy places the organism in Eukaryota, Fungi, Ascomycota, Eurotiomycetes, Onygenales, Ajellomycetaceae. The transcript has 6 exons. The record is from RefSeq and is a predicted model, not a curated record. Gene Ontology annotation, molecular function: oxidoreductase activity, acting on the CH-OH group of donors, NAD or NADP as acceptor.
AUGACACGAAUCCUUCUCACAGGUGGAAGCGGUUUCAUCGCGGCUCAUGUCCUGGACGCUCUUCUGCACCGCGGCCACUCGGUAGUGACCACCGUGCGCUCAGAAGAAAAGGCUCGUAAAAUCAGAGACUCUCAUCCAGAUGUGCCGAAGGACAAACUAGACUUCGCGAUCGUGGAGGACAUCGCGAAACUUGAUGGUAAUUAUGUCGCGCGGAACAACUGCUUAGCCCACCCCAUGGCUACUUGCUCCAACAAUUGGUUGAUUGGAUAUAAAUAUAUAUAUAUAUAUAUAGCAUUUGACGAGGCUGUUAUUGCGGACCCGCCCUUCGAGGUUGUUAUUCACACGGCUAGUCCCUUCCACUUCAGAGCUGAUAAUAAUCAAACCGAAUAUCUCGAUCCGGCUAUCAAUGGCACCGUUGGAAUCCUUCGUGCCAUCAAACGAAGUGCGCCAACGGUCAAGCAUGUAGUUAUUACAUCUUCCUUCGCCGCUAUCAUUGAUGCCAAGAAGCCUCCUACGUAUAAAUACUCAGAGGCAGAUUGGAAUCCUAUCACAGAGGCAGAAGCACUUCUCAACCCAAUUUAUGGUUAUCGGGCGAGCAAGACAUUUGCUGAAAGGGCCGCUUGGGAAUUUGUUGAAAAUGAGAAACCAAACUUCACCGUCACGACGAUAAACCCCCCUGUCGUCCUCGGGCCAGUCAUCCACCAUGUGGACUCCUUCGCCACGCUCAACACCUCCAACGAGCGUAUUCGCGACCUGAUCACGGGGGCCGGAAAGCACUCAUGCCCGCCAACAGGCACGUAUCUAUGGGUCGACGUGCGCGACGUCGCUCUCGCGCACAUACUCGCUGCUGAAAAACAGAAGGAAGCUGCCAAUCAGCGCUUCUUUGUCACAGCGGGCAACUUCAGCAAUCGCCAGGUGGCCGGUAUCAUCUACGAGGAAUUUCCACAGCUGAGGGAGAAGUUGCCGGUGGAGGAAGAUGCAUUGAAACCUGGUGAUUUCCCCGCAGAGGGAUAUUCUGGGUUUGAUAAUGAGAGGUCGAGGGACGUGUUGGGGUUGGAGUAUCGGUCGUUGAGGCAGAGUGUGGUCGAUACGGUGAAGAGCCUGCUAGAGAUUAAAGGGUAG